UUUGGAUCCAGGCUUGGAGAAUGAUUCGUGAAGCCGGAAUGGACAAUAAUAGCGUCAUCACGACAUCUUAUUGGUAAACCAUGGAUUCUUAUGAUACACCAGAAUCGACACCUAGACCAAGAGCAUCUUCAAAGCUUAAAGAUUUAUUUGUGGGCGCGACUCCUCUGCAGAAACGAUUAGAAUCAGUCCGGAAGCAGACUUCAUUUGUCCCAACCCCACCUCGAAGGAAAAUUCCCCAUUGUUCACAACUGCAGGAAAAUGUUGAUCCUCAAAAGGUUGCAUUCCUUCUGCAUAAGCAAUGGAGUUUAUACAGUUUAACUCCCUUAUAUAAAUUUUCCUAUAAUAAUCUCAGAGACUAUUCUAGACUUCUGAGUGCAUUUAUUGCUGCUGAAAAGCAAAAAGGACUUGCUGUGGAAGUGGGAGAAGAUUUCAAUUUCAAAGUGAUUUUUUCUACUCUUCUAGGAAUGAAAGGAACUCAGAGAGACCCUGAGGCAUUUCUUGUCCAGAUUUUGUCAAAAUCUCAAUUGCCAUCUGAGAACAGAGAAAAUAAAGUGUUGUGGACUGGUUGGUUCUGCUGUAUAUUUGGAGAUAGUCUUCUGGAAACUGUUUCAGAAGAUUUCACCUGUCUACCUUUAUUCCUUGCAAAUGGAACAGAGUCUAACACAGCUAUAAUUGGAACCUGGUUUCAGAAAACCUUUGACUGUUAUUUCAGUCCUUUAGCAAUCAAUGCAUUUAAUCUUUCCUGGAUGGCUGCUAUGUGGACAGCAUGCAAAAUGGACCAUUAUACAGCUACUACGGAAUUUCUUUGGUCUGUACCCUGUAGUCCUCAAAGUCUGGACAUUUCUUAUGCCAUACAUCCAGAGGAUGCAAAAGCUUUGUGGGAUAGUGUCCACAAAACACCUGGGGAAGUUACCCAGGAGGAAGUUGACUUAUUUAUGGACUGCCUUUAUUCACACUUCCAUAGGCAUUUCAAAAUUCAUUUAUCAGCUACAAGACUGGUUCGUGUAUCAACAUCUGUAGCUUCAGCACAUACUGAUGGAAAAAUAAAGAUUUUGUGUCAUAAAUACCUUAUUGGAGUAUUGGCAUAUUUGACAGAACUGGCAAUUUUUCAAAUUGAAUGAGGCAUGUAUUUUCCUCAGAGUAUAUUUUGAGUUGCUCAGAUGGAAGUCAUGAAGGAUGUGAAAGAACAGAGAAGAUGGUAGUGGAUGAACCACAGCCAGUUGCUCAUGUUAUUGUCAUGACAAUCUGACAGUCUGGGAAAAUGCUGAAU
This is a messenger RNA of Condylura cristata (star-nosed mole), 1270 nucleotides long. RefSeq names its product centromere protein L (gene CENPL). NCBI's taxonomy places the organism in Eukaryota, Metazoa, Chordata, Mammalia, Eulipotyphla, Talpidae. The transcript has 5 exons. The record is from RefSeq and is a predicted model, not a curated record. Bases 81 to 1121 code for a protein of 346 amino acids.